ACACACACAUACACACAAACACAAUCCCUCUCCCCCUCCCCCUCACACACACACGGGCACACACGCGCGCUCGCUCGAUCCCUGCUGGCCAGUGGCGGGGCCAUCUCCCACCGCCCGCUCCCGGGCUUCCAGCCGUGCCAGGCGCGGAGGAGUCCGUUCCCCGGCCCGGGCCGUGCCCUCGGCCCUCACCCUCUUCUCCCAGAAGUUGUGGCCUCCCGCCCGCCCUCUGCCUGGGCUCGCCGGGCUCUGCACUGCGUGGCUGCCCGCGGGAGGCUAGUGGAGUAGCACCGAGCACCGCCCCCGCAGGUUGAAAACUUCCCGCAGCUCCCUCCGAAGCUCCCUCCGGCCACACCGCGCGGCGCCCACGCCGGGGGGCUCCCGGCUCUGCCCCCCCGUACACCCCGGAACCACGAGCAGCGGCUGCCCCGGCAGCCCCCGACUUCGCCGCCAAGCUGGAGGAGCGACGGAAGCCCGAUCCCAGGAGGAUGGAGGAUGAAGCCGUCCUGGACAGAGGGGCUUCCUUCCUGAAACACGUGUGUGAUGAAGAGGAAGUGGAAGGUCACCACACCAUCUACAUUGGGGUUCACGUGCCGAAGAGCUAUCGCAGGCGGCGGCGCCACAAGAGGAAGACGGGUCACAGGGAAAAGAGGGAGAAGGAAAGAAACUCAGAGAACUAUUCUGACAAAUCCGAUGUGGACAAUGCUGAUGAGUCAAGCACUAGUAUCCUCAAACCACUCAUCUCCCCUGCGGCAGAACGUAUCCGCUUCAUCCUGGGGGAGGAAGAUGACAGCCCUGCACCCCCCCAGCUCUUCACCGAAUUGGAUGAGCUCCUGGCGGUGGAUGGGCAGGAGAUGGAGUGGAAGGAGACAGCCAGGUGGAUCAAGUUUGAAGAGAAAGUAGAACAGGGUGGUGAGAGAUGGAGCAAACCUCAUGUGGCCACGCUGUCCUUGCACAGUUUAUUUGAACUGAGGACGUGCAUGGAGAAGGGAUCCAUAAUGCUGGAUCGGGAAGCUUCUUCUCUCCCUCAGUUGGUGGAGAUGAUUGUUGAUAAUCAGAUUGAGACAGGCCUGUUGAAGGCUGACUUGAAGGACAAGGUGACCUACACCCUGCUCCGGAAGCAUCGGCAUCAGACUAAGAAAUCCAAUCUCCGAUCUCUGGCUGACAUCGGGAAGACCGUCUCCAGUGCAAGUAGGAUGUUUUCCAACCCUGAUAAUGGUAGCCCAGCCAUGACCCCUAGGAAUUUGACUUCCUCAAGUUUGAAUGACAUUUCUGAUAAACCAGAGAAGGACCAGCUAAAGAACAAGUUCAUGAAGAAACUUCCCCGUGAUGCGGAGGCCUCCAAUGUCCUGGUCGGGGAGGUGGACUUCCUGGAGAACCCUUUCAUUGCCUUUGUCCGAUUACAGCAGGCUGUCAUGCUGGGCGCCCUGACUGAGGUUCCAGUGCCCACACGGUUCCUGUUCAUUCUCUUAGGUCCCAAGGGAAAAGCAAAGUCUUACCAUGAGAUUGGCAGAGCCAUCGCUACUUUGAUGUCUGAUGAGGUGUUCCAUGAUAUCGCCUACAAAGCCAAGGAUAGGCAAGACCUGAUUGCUGGAAUUGAUGAGUUUUUAGAUGAAGUCAUUGUCCUUCCCCCAGGAGAGUGGGAUCCGGCCAUCAGGAUAGAGCCUCCAAAAAGUCUGCCAUCAUCAGACAAAAGGAAGAACAUGUACUCGGGUGGAGAGAAUGUACAAAUGAAUGGAGACACCCCCCAUGAUGGAGGACAUGGAGGGGGAGGGCAUGCGGAUUGUGAAGAACUACAGAGAACAGGAAGGUUCUGUGGUGGACUAAUUAAGGACAUAAAGAGGAAAGCACCAUUUUUUGCCAGUGACUUUUACGAUGCUUUAAAUAUCCAAGCUCUUUCCGCCAUCCUCUUCAUUUAUCUGGCAACGGUCACCAAUGCGAUCACUUUUGGUGGACUGCUGGGGGAUGCCACGGAAAACAUGCAGGGUGUGUUGGAGAGCUUCCUGGGUACGGCUGUCUCUGGAGCCAUCUUUUGUCUUUUUGCUGGCCAGCCCCUCACUAUCCUGAGCAGUACGGGACCUGUCCUUGUCUUUGAGAGGCUCUUGUUUAAUUUCAGCAAAGACAAUGGUUUUGACUACCUGGAGUUCCGUCUGUGGAUUGGUCUGUGGUCCUCCUUCCUCUGUCUCAUCUUGGUGGCCACAGACGCCAGCUUCUUAGUCCAAUAUUUCACCCGCUUCACUGAGGAGGGCUUCUCCUCUCUCAUCAGCUUCAUUUUCAUCUAUGACGCAUUCAAGAAGAUGAUCAAGCUGGCCGAUUACUAUCCGAUCAACUCCCACUUCAAAGUAGACUAUGUCACUCAGUUCUCUUGUGCCUGCAUCCCUCCAGACUCAGCUAACAUGUCAGCUUUUGAUGACAUGACUUUCACCCCCACGGGGUUAGCCACGCCUUCUUCUGCUGUUACGCCUCCUAAUGCCACCAUUGACUGGGCGUCUUUGUCUAAGAAGGAGUGUUUGAAAUAUGGUGGGGAGCUCGUGGGCAACACCUGCAAAUAUGUUCCUGAUAUCACGCUCAUGUCCUUUAUCCUCUUUCUUGGUACAUACACGUGCUCUAUGGCCCUGAAGAAGUUCAAAACCAGUCGCUAUUUUCCAACUCUGGCAAGAAAACUUAUUAGUGACUUUGCCAUUAUCCUGUCCAUCUUCAUUUUUUGUAUUGUCGAUGCCCUGGUAGGUGUGGACACUCCAAAACUAAUUGUGCCAAGUGAAUUCAAGCCAACAAGUCCCAACCGAGGCUGGUUUGUCCCACCCUUUGGAGGGAACCCCUGGUGGGUGUACCUUGCAUCUGCUAUUCCUGCCCUGCUGGUCACCAUCCUGAUUUUCAUGGACCAACAAAUCACAGCUGUUAUUGUUAAUAGAAAAGAACAUAAACUCAAGAAGGGAGCUGGCUACCAUCUGGAUCUCUUCUGGGUGGCCAUUCUCAUGAUUAUAUGUUCCUUCAUGGCUCUCCCGUGGUAUGUGGCUGCUACUGUCAUCUCCAUUGCUCACAUUGACAGUUUGAAGAUGGAGACGGAGACAUCUGCACCUGGAGAACAACCCAAGUUUCUAGGAGUCAGGGAACAAAGAGUCACUGGAACUCUUGUGUUUAUUCUGACUGGCCUGUCGGUCUUUAUGGCUCCCAUCUUGAAGUUUAUUCCCAUGCCUGUACUCUACGGUGUGUUCCUGUACAUGGGGGUCGCGUCUCUUAAUGGUGUGCAGUUCAUGGAUCGUCUGAAGCUGCUUCUGAUGCCCCUCAAACACCAGCCUGACUUCAUCUAUCUUCGCCACGUCCCUCUGCGUCGUGUCCAUCUGUUCACUUUCCUUCAGGUGCUGUGCCUGGCCCUUCUCUGGAUCCUCAAGUCCACAGUGGCCGCCAUUAUCUUUCCAGUCAUGAUCCUGGCUCUUGUAGCUGUCAGAAAAGGCAUGGACUACCUCUUUUCCCAGCAUGACCUCAGUUUCCUUGAUGAUGUCAUUCCAGAAAAGGACAAGAAAAAGAAAGAAGAUGAGAAGAAAAAGAAGAAGAAGAAAGGCAGUCUGGAUAGUGACAACGAUGAUUCUGACUGCCCUUACUCCGAAAAAGUUCCAAGUAUUAAAAUUCCAAUGGACAUCAUGGAACAACAGCCUUUCCUAAGUGACAGCAAGCCCGUUGACAGAGAAAAAUCACCAACAUUCCUUGAACGCCACACAUCAUGCUGAUAGAAUUCCUUUCCUUGAGUCGCUUGGGAUACCAAGCCCUCCUCGAACUCCAGUCAAAGUUGUGCCUCAAAUUCUAAUAGAACUGGAACCUGAAGAUGAUGGUUAUUUCUGGAGGAGCAAGGGAAC
Messenger RNA from Phascolarctos cinereus (koala), 3851 nucleotides. RefSeq names its product solute carrier family 4 member 4 (gene SLC4A4). Gene Ontology annotation, biological process: monoatomic anion transport; transmembrane transport; bicarbonate transport. Gene Ontology annotation, cellular component: basolateral plasma membrane; plasma membrane. Lineage: Eukaryota; Metazoa; Chordata; Mammalia; Diprotodontia; Phascolarctidae. The record is from RefSeq and is a predicted model, not a curated record. Gene Ontology annotation, molecular function: sodium:bicarbonate symporter activity; solute:inorganic anion antiporter activity; monoatomic anion transmembrane transporter activity.